This is a messenger RNA of Aspergillus saccharolyticus JOP 1030-1, 2358 nucleotides long. RefSeq lists its product as uncharacterized. Bases 1 to 2358 code for a protein of 785 amino acids. Lineage: Eukaryota; Fungi; Ascomycota; Eurotiomycetes; Eurotiales; Aspergillaceae. The transcript has 4 exons. The record is from RefSeq and is a predicted model, not a curated record.
AUGAGUUGUGAGAAAGAAAUCGCACAAUACUUCUGUGGAUAUGCGAUGAUAAAUCUGACUCAUCUCAAAUUUGAUUCUCCACUUUUUGGUGUUCGUGUAUUCGAUCCCUAUAAUGUUAAAAGACUCGCAUCGAUAUUUAAACUUGAUGCCUGUGUGCGCACGGAGCCAGCAAACUUUAUUACCGCAGUUAUCGAUGAAAAUGUCUUUCUGGAAGCCAUACAUCAAUCUAAGAUCACUGUCGAGGAAAUGAGAAAUAAGAACCAACCUCCAUUUCUCGGCUUGAGAGAUGGCCAAAAAGUCCAAUGUCUGUACGGCAGACAUCGCAUUGAAGCUGCAAAAGAGUACCUAGUAUUUGGUGACCGGUGGUGGUCUGUUGCGCUCUAUAAUGAUAGUAUGUUCAAAUUUAUACUGGUUGGACACAGCCCUGGCGAUAUCAUAAGAAACUUGCGCUAUUGUGAGAUACAUAAUAUGGCCGAGGCAUCGUUUUGGCUGUCAAAAUUGCCAUAUAGAGCGCGCAUCGAUAUGAAGCACAUCAGGGAUAAUUAUCCCAGUAUUCUUCGAGUCCUAGACAAGCUGAUAUAUCUCCCCGGAUUAUGGGUAGAUGUCCCAUUUUCUCUUUUGCGUCGUAUAGUAGAGAUGAAAUGCCCGACAGAGACUUUGCGCUAUCUGGAUCAAAUCUAUACUAUAUGGUCAAGCUUCGCCAAGAUUCCAGAUCUAUACAUUGACACCGAAACAGUACGUCUGAUUCAAAACAGAUUGCCGCAACUAUCCGAGAUGGACAAGGCUUAUAUCAAUGCUCAGUUACAAGAAGAACGAAUUUUUCCAUCUAUAAAUGAUGCCGAUAGGCGAGAAUUACUGAAGCAAGCAAUCUAUCGGAUACCUGGAAGGAUUUUAACGCUUUGCUCUAUGGUUCAAGACAUGCUGAUCUGGAGCCCAUGUGCUACUGCACUUAGAAGACUAAUUCCAAAGCGGCCGAAAGACAUCCGCCAUGAAUAUCUAGCUCGAUUCAAUGGAUCUCAGAAUUGUCUUAUACAAUUUGCUGAAAAUGGCAUGCACAGUCUACAAUCUAAGAUCAAGGAAAAUCGGUAUAGUGAGAUAGCCUACGCUCAACUAUGGCUCUGCGCACUAAGACAUAUCGAAAAUUUGACUCAUACAACACUCCCACAACCUCGUCAUAAACGGAAUAUUGAGCCUGAAGAUAGUUUCCAAGAGACAAGGAUUGAAUCAACGCAACAGCUCGCUAGCCUCGCGACUAAAUUGGGGUUUGAAUCCAAUCAGAUCAGAUCUUAUUCUUCCAAACAGACGAUGUUGCCAUCUACUCAAGCUUUUAUCAACGGCCGACUGCCCGAGGAACGGUAUAAUAUCACCAAGGGUUUUACGCAGUCCACGUCCACUGAUAUUGUCAAACUUUUGCGAAAAGUGGAAGAGAAGGCUCCCUCGAUGACCGUACCCCCCCUUAUUGAGGAUGGCCAUCUCUGGGGAUUGAAAAGAUGCGGAUUACCUUAUAAGGAGUCAUUUUAUCAGAACCGCCAAUUCCUCUUUGUUCCAUAUAUUUACAGCCCUUUUACAACAGACAUAGCAGCUCCUAUAACAUUUUCCAUAUUAAAAGAUAUGGUUCGAACUUUCCUAGGUACAGAAGUAAUACCCGACACACUUUUCUCGUUCGAGAACCGUGCUCCAGUUGCGAGCCCAACUUCGUCCUUCUCACUUCCGGAAUAUCCAUCUCCUCCUCACGGCGACAAUGAAUCUGAUUCCAACUUUAUCGAGAGCAUGGAGACAGAUGAGAUAGCCCAGCGCUCAAAUCGCCCUGCAUUAGAAAGGCUACUCAAGCCACCAGAAUUUGCCGAUGGUUUUGAUAUCACUAAUUUUAUUGCACCAUUGUACCGGGAGGCGAUAGUCCGUCAUUCGUUGGGCUUUAUGGACAUGAAGAGAAAAUGGGAGUCAUCAGAGAAUACACAACUGGUGGUUUUCUAUCAAUUUCAAUUCCGAAAAUAUUACAAGGUGCGCUACAGCGAUGACGAAGCAAAAGAUGAGCUUAGAGACUGGAUUGCUCGCAAUUCAUCUCGGGACCAGUACCUUCUUCCAGUGGAUGGAAGAAAUCAUCUUAAUGUGGAACAAAUCCUAGAUACGUUAGGCAAGUUCAAACUAAUACUAGUCGGUGAGUUGGCACACCAGGCGGGUAUGAUGCCUGACUCGAGCACCCUCCAGUAUAUUUCUAAACUUGACCAAAGCCUGGGCAAGAGAAAAGAUAACUGGCCCGAGGAAGACAACACCAGAAAAGAUGAGAAUGAGAUGGGUAAAAGAAGACAAAAAACAGCAGACAGAGUGUCAAUAGACACUUUGGACUCCAUAACCUGA